Rhodamnia argentea is the source of this 1076-nucleotide messenger RNA. RefSeq names its product PHD finger-like domain-containing protein 5A. Gene Ontology annotation, cellular component: precatalytic spliceosome; U2 snRNP; U12-type spliceosomal complex. Lineage: Eukaryota; Viridiplantae; Streptophyta; Magnoliopsida; Myrtales; Myrtaceae. Gene Ontology annotation, biological process: mRNA splicing, via spliceosome. The coding region runs from base 491 to 823 and encodes 110 amino acids. The transcript has a single exon. The record is from RefSeq and is a predicted model, not a curated record.
GAGAGAGAGUGUUCAGGCUCGGAAAAUGAAGCAUCGCUCGCGCCUGAGAAGCUUCGACAGCUCCGCCAUGACCGGCCUCCUCGUACCUUUCGUUUGCCAUGUCUUCCCAUCUGCGAACAUCAUCGGAAAAGUCAAAACGAGAUUCCGCACUUUCGUUAACACUAGCACGAACGCGAUCCGAUCGUUCUCAGGGCUCGAUCAUCAGGCACUGACAGAGAGAGAUUGCCAACACACGAUCGACUCUGUUUAGGAUCGACGAUCGCAAUCGAGAGAAGUAGGUGUUUAUCUGGUUCAACUGGCAAAUGUGUUCCGUGGUUUGAACUGGAUCAAAUCACUUUGAAUUUGCUUGUUUCUUAUCCUUACGGUAGCCUGUUCAUUCCGUAAUGAACCUUUGUUAUGGUGUGGCUGAACUGAAUUGAAUUUGCGUGGCUGUGGUAUCUGCAGCUUCCCGCCGUACGUGUUUUGCAGCUAGAGGCUCGCUGCGGGGAACAUGGCCAAGCAUCAUCCUGAUCUGAUCAUGUGCAGGAAACAGCCUGGAAUCGCCGUUGGACGACUCUGCGAGAAAUGUGAUGGGAAGUGCGUCGUCUGCGAUUCCUUUGUCCGCCCGUGCACUCUGGUACGCGUGUGUGACGAGUGCAACUAUGGUUCUUUUCAGGGCCGCUGCGUCAUCUGUGGGGGAGUGGGGAUCUCCGAUGCUUACUUCUGCAAAGAGUGCACGCAACAGGAGAAGGACAGGGACGGGUGUCCUAAGAUCGUCAACCUAGGAAGCGCGAAAACCGAUCUCUUCUACGAGCGCAAGAAGUAUGGAUUUAAGAAACGGUGAUGGUUUUGUGCGAUGCUACCGAUACUGGCUUGAUGCAAUCCAUUGAUUGACAAAAUUCAAAGAGGCUUGAGUUACCAUGAAGGUGGUGGGCAAUCAAUCCUGUCUAGCCUAACUUGUCAGCGAUGUUAUUGAGAAGCAUCUGAUGGAUAUUGUUCUUGAAGGAGAUGAUACUUUCUCUGUUUUGGUCUCUGAACUAGUCAUAGCAUUCAGGAUUUCUGUGGAGUGACUAUGCAAAAAAUUGGUCUGCUAUGUU